CGUUCAGCGCGUUCUUGUGGUAAACAGGUACAGAGGAAUGGCACUCCGCAAGACUCUGCCAAACUCACGGCGCCUCCCGAGCGCUCGGAGUGAAGACAGUCAGUCUCUCUAGUGGAUGUUAUAACUUCGGCGUGUCACUCGAAUGGGAUAUAUGCUUUUGCUUCAUUUCUUUUAGUUUAGUCGCUCACCGAUCACCCGGCGCAGCCUCUCAUCACCUUAUUCCGCAUCUGCACCCUCUCGCUUCGGGCGGAUCCUUCUGUCAUCCAGAAACGACUGCUUCAUGGGGCACACACCUUCAGACGAAAAAUGUCCCUCUCUCAGCUUCUAGGCGCACCCACGAAGUUGAUAACAUUAGGACCAGGGCUGUCGUUGCGCGUCUGUGAACUGUGUCCUGGGAACUGAGAUGGGUGUCUCGGUGGCAGCGACCCUACACGAGCCCCGAAUUCCGCACCAGUGGAACCGGAUAGUGGGACACUGGGUAUGGAUUGCUGUCUUGUCAUUUCUUGCCACGUUCCCGAUACAACAACUUGGCGCGUUCCCGUCUUCUCUAAGCGACUGUCAGACUCCAACUGGAUGGAAUUGCUCGGGUGAUGAUGAUGGGGACACGGAUCUCUUCCUUUGUGACACCAACACUUGCAAGUUUGACGGCGAGUGUCUCAGAAUCGGGGACAUCGUAACAUGUAUAUGCAACUUCAAGUGCAACAAUGACUAUGUUCCUGUGUGCGGCUCUAACAAUGAAAAUUAUGAAAAUGAGUGUUUUCUUCUGAGAGACGCCUGCAAGCAACAGACUGAGAUUCUGAUGGUCUCUGAAGGAUCCUGCCCUGCCGGUGCUGGUUCAGGAUCAGGAGAUGAAGCAGGGAACGAGGGUUCUGCAGAGAAUGGACAAAAGGAGACGUCCACCUGUGACAUUUGCCAGUUUGGGGCGGAGUGUGACGUGGAUGCAGAAGAUGUCUGGUGUGUCUGUAACAUCGACUGCUCCCACAUCAGUUUUAACCCAGUGUGCGCAUCAGAUGGCCGUUCUUAUGACAACCCCUGCCAGGUGAAAGAAGCGUCGUGUCAGAGGCAGGAACGAAUCGAGGUCAAGUUCCUGGGUCACUGUCAGGGCGACAUGAUUACAGGCACCAAAGCAGGAGAUGGACAAUAUGCUAGGACAGACUACACAGAGGAGAAGCCUGAAGUUUCAGAGGUGGCGCGAGGUCUUUACAUCCCUUGUCCUGAACAUUAUAAGAACUAUUGUGUUCAUGGAGACUGUGAAUAUCCCAACAUGCUCUCAACGCCGUCCUGCAGCUGUCACUCAGGAUUCAGUGGUCCACAGUGUGAGACUAAGGAAUAUAACGUGCUGUAUGUGGUGCCUGGCUCUGGAAAACUGCGCUACAUCCUCAUUGCGUCUGUCAUCGGAGCUCUGCAGGUGGCCAUCAUAUGCGUAGUGGUGCUGUGUAUCACCCGAAAGUGCCCACGGACCAACAGAACCAACCGACAGAAGCAGAACACGAUGCACUACAACUCUGAAAACACCCUGCGCGCCUCCACCCGCCUCAUCUGAGCGCUUGGAGCAAUCAUGAGAAGAGAAUCAUGAGAAACGUAGUUUGGACGGAGGACAGAAACAAGCGUGCACUCUCUGUCCCCACACAGAGACACUUCAUCCUGCUGGAUGACGGGAUGGAUGAUGGUGCAGAUUUUAUGAUGGGAGGAUGAUGGUAUACACGCGAUGCCUUGCACCUGUGGCACAGGACACUAACAGAGAAUUUUAGGACACCGUGAUAGGACAAGUCCUGUUUCUUGGUUAUGUAUGGGUAAUAUUUCCAAUAGUUAAUUUGUUUGUC
Molecule: messenger RNA, 1823 nt
Organism: Xyrauchen texanus (razorback sucker)
Lineage: Eukaryota; Metazoa; Chordata; Actinopteri; Cypriniformes; Catostomidae
Product: tomoregulin-2-like
Exons: 10
Coding region: 404-1543 (379 amino acids)
Molecular function (GO): protein binding
Source: RefSeq, a predicted model, not a curated record